AUGCAGGAUGAAGAAGGCUACACAGUGCUCCAACUCCGGUCCAAACAGAAGGCGUCUUCCUGCCCACCUCCAGAUUCCCAUGGAUCCCCACACUGGCAGGGGAUCCCUCCGAAAGUGGCCUACACUGUGAUCCUGAUUCUCCAGAUAGUGAUGUUGGUGCUGACUUGUUCAGUUCUCAUUCAAAUGAAACUGAUGAAAAGUCAAGCAGCAGAAUCAGGAACUGUGGCACAAAUGAACAACUGCCUCGAGAAAGGUCUGGAAGGAAAGCCCAUUUCAAAAGCAGCACUGGGACGACAAACGUGCCCAGCAGAUUGGAAGCUGCACAGAGGGCAUUGCUAUUGGUUUCCUCAAAGGAUCGAAAAGAAAACUUGGAAUGAGAGCAAAGCAAACUGUGCAAAAAGGCACUCAAAUCUGGCAAUGAUUCGGGACACAUGUGAUCUGGGUUUCCUGUGGUCACAUAUCCCACCCUCAUGGUACUAUUGGAUUGGGCUGCACAUUCCCAGCCCUGGGAGCAAUUGGACAUGGCCGGAUGGCUCUGCUCUCGACUGGAGCCUUUUCCAGGUAAAACCCUCAGGUGACGAGGGCACAUGUGCUGUGCUCUCAAGGGAUGGGAUUUAUCCUGAGAGCUGCGAGAAUGUACUAUUCUGGAUCUGCGAGCAGUAG
Tachyglossus aculeatus (Australian echidna) is the source of this 663-nucleotide messenger RNA. Its product is annotated as killer cell lectin-like receptor subfamily F member 1. Lineage: Eukaryota; Metazoa; Chordata; Mammalia; Monotremata; Tachyglossidae. The record is from RefSeq and is a predicted model, not a curated record. The coding region runs from base 1 to 663 and encodes 220 amino acids. The transcript is spliced from 6 exons.